AUGAAACUUGGAGAAUCCUUGGAUGACUAUUUGGCUUGUUUCAAUAAAAUCCUGAGUGAUCUUAGAUCUGUUGAUGCUUCUUAUGAUGUUAACUAUUCUCAAUCUGAGAUUGCUCGUCACUUUAUGAAUGGCCUUGAUAUGAAAGUUUGGGAUGUUAAAGUUACUUCAAUUCAAAAGUCUAUUGAUAUGAAUGUUUUAACUUUGGAUAUUCUUUAUACUAAAUUGAAAACAUAUGAGAUGAAUAUUCUUUCAAAAAGGACUGAUUUGAAAUCUACUGCUUUAAUAUCCUCAUCUGGAUCUUCUUCUGAGUCUAUUUCUUUGGCAGCCUUUGCUGCUUUUAUCGCCUUGUCCGAUGAUCAACUGGAAGAGAUCAGUGAGGAGGACUUGGUUUUGGCCGCUAACAGAAUUUCUCGAGCUGUGAGUAAUAUCAGGAUCAGGAGAAGAGGAGGACCAAUUCGAUGCUUUGGAUGUGGUCAACCGAAUCACAUCCGUUCUCAGUGCCCCAAGCUUGGAAGAGUGAAUGCUGUAAGAGAAGUUAAUCAGAAUAAUUGCAAAAAACUUGAUGUUGUAACCAAGAAAUCUAGAAAACUUGAAUCCUGUCUUGCUCUUAGCUUUACAAUGAAUACUAGAUUGGUUGAUGAAUUGUUUUUGGCUAAGAGAGCUUUAAACAAAUGUCGAGUUGCUGUGUUUGCUAGUUCUAUGUUUAACUUGAUUAGCUCUAAAAGAAUCAAGCAAUCUAGUGCUAAACCUUGCUUGACAUGUCCUGCUAAUGAGAUGAAACUUAAACAUGCUUUGGAAUGUGUUAAACAAAUGGAGGAAGUUGUUAAAAGAGAUGAAGUGAUUUCUUGUAAAAAUUGUGCUAGUUUAACUCAAGAGGUUUCUUAUUUAAAAAGUUCUUUGCAAAGAUUUUCUGAUGGAAAAAGGAACCUCAACAUGAUUCUUGAUCAAUCUAAAGUUAGCACACACAAUCGUGGUUUAGGUUUUGAUCCUCAUGUUCACUUUUCUAGACAUCCUCCUACUGUUUUAAGUAUUAUUCAGAAUGGUGAAAUUUUGACUGAACCUAAACCUAAGACUAUUGUAUUUAAAUCUGCUGGCCUCAUGUCUUCCUUGAGUGCUUCUUCAUCAAAAGUUGUGAGUGCUAAACAUGUUGUGAAUGCUAAACCUGCUUUUAACACUAAAUCUGUUGUAAAUGCCAAACCUGUCUUUAGUACUACAUCGGUUGUUAAUGCUAAACCUGCUAUAUCAACUUGUGCUUCAACUCAUCGUGAUAAGUAUACAUAUUCCUUUUGUGGCAAAGAUGGCCAUAUUGUUGGUUUCUGUUUUAGACUUGCUAGAAAGCAGAAAAAGGAACGGGAAAUUGCUUUUGCAAAACAAAGAUGGCAAAAAUUGGCUUUUACCUCGAGGCAGGCGGCAUUUUUGGCGAGGAAGGAGAACGUGUGGAUUGUGGACUCCGGUUGUUCGCGACAUAUGACCGGUGAUAAAAGUUGGUUCUCCUCUCUCGUGAGGGCAUCAAGGAAGGAUUCAAUCAUCUUCGGUGAUGCUUCUACUAGUACGAUCACUGCAACUGGAUCUGUCAAGGUAAGUGACAAAUUUACAUUGAAUGAUGUCGCUUUGGUUGAAAAUCUAAAGUACAAUUUGCUCUCCGUUUCUCAAAUUGUGGAUGAGAAUUUUGAUGUUCUGUUUAAGAAAAGUGGAAGUAAAAUUUUUUAUUUUUCUGGAGAUGUUGUGCUUAAUAUUUCUCGAUAUGGAAGAGUUUUUAAAGCUGAUUUUGAAAGUAGUAUUUCUUUUGAAGUUAUAUGUCUUGUUGCAAAGUUUUCUAAAGAUGUGAUGUUCUGGCAUCGCAGACUUGGACAUAUUGGCUUUGAUCAUCUAACUAGGAUUAGUGGUUCAGAUCUUAUUCGUAGUUUGCCUAAACUUAAAAAAGAUGUUGAUUUGGACAGCUCUUACACAUGGACACUGUCGGUCCGGCUAGAGUGCAAUCUGUUGGAGGAAAGUGAUAAAUUUGAAUCACGCUCUCGUGAUGGACUUAUGUUAGGAUAUGCUGCCCAUUCUCGAGGUUACCGUGUACUUGUUUUAGAAACUAACAAAAUUGUUGAGACUUGUGAAGUCACUUUUGAUGAGGCUAGUCCAGGUACUAGACCCGAAAUUUCAGGUACAAUAUCACAGGUUCAGGGGGAGGAUAUAUUUGUGGAGGAAAGUGAUGACGAGGACGACGACGAAGUGUCGGCUGGUGCGGAUGGUGGUGGACCUCCAGAAACCUCUAGUUCGUCAGAACAGGGUACAGAACAUGAAAAUUCAUCUGAAGCCACUGCUCCACUUCAUAUUCAACGACGACAUCCUCCGGAACAAAUAAUAGGUAACUUGGAUGAACGUACUACAAGGUCGAAGCCAGGAAAUCUACUCCAAGGACGUCCACUUCCUCAUGGAGCUCAUCCAAGUAAUUACUUUCCUGAAAUCCUACUGUUUCUCACAAAGAUAAGGCAGCUUUCUGUCCGAGAAGAUAAUUGUGAUCCAAAAUGCAGCGCAAUAAGUGAGAUAUCCAUGGAGAGUGAAAAGAAUUACCAAGUGAGGAAGAACAUACAUGCUGAGUCAUACACGCUCCAUUUGUCAGCUCAAGAGAAUACUCAACAUGAAGAGUGUGGAUAUUACAUGUGGAGGCAAAAGUUCCGAGUCAAACCGGAGAAUAGAGUGGAUAAACGUGCUGAUAUAGAUGAGUAUGUGAUCACACUGGCCUUCCCACAUGGCCAGCGUCUAGCCCGGGGGAAACGGAUUUUGCCAGGUGUCUAUGCUUUUCUUCCUACUGAGAUUUUAACAAACUUCCCUUUCAUCAUUCAGGCUGAUUUCCUCCUUGCAUCCUCAAGAGAGACAAUACUUGUUGAUAGCAUGUGGAACAAGGGAAUUCUUGAGUGUGUUCCGAGCGCUUUCCUGAAUGCAUUUGUAGCACUUGUGAAGUCGAGAGCUGAUUAUCCAGCAAUGUCACUGCCAUCCAUGUUCAACUUCCUACCAGUGCAUCCUUCACAUGUACCAUUUCUAGAGCCACUUAGGUGUGUCAUCAAAGAAAAGGUUCUUGCUGAGGAUAUUAUGCCAUGUGAGUCUUAUACUCUGCAGAAGAUGUUUUGCAAACCAGGUGAAGUUGGGCGGCUCAAGCCAGACUUCUGGGCUAUCCUCAGGAAAGCACAAGAAGCUGGAGUGGAUUUGAAGAAUCUAUCAGCUCAUGGAACCUACAUUGUUAGUUGUCAUUUUGAUAAGAGUAUAUACGACAAUGUGUUUUCAUUUCUGGAUGUAAAAGGUGUGAGUGCCGAAUGGUAUGCGAAAUGCAUUGAAGGGUCCAAUCUUGCCGAUGAGCUACCUGAAGACCUUUAUAUUGAACUUCUACAUUUUGUGGCAACAAAUUGGGACAGUCUUUUGAGUGCAAGAAUGAAAUCUAUUCCCUUACUGAAGUAUGUUGACAGUUAUGGUGUUUCCUCUUUCUGGAGCAUAUCAAGAGCUGGUCAGUCUAGUGACAGACUAUGCAUCUCUCAGAAGUUCAUACAAUGGCUCGUCAACUGGAACCAGGAGUUUCCCUCUUGCAAACAGUUUUUUCUUCCCCUCAGUACACACAGAGCUCUGUUUAAGUUCUCUAAGUACGAUUUUUUGGUAAACUGGCUUCGGAACUGUGUGAACGUGCAGGUUGUCUCUGUCUAUAGCUAUGGACUUAACAUUGCUAAAUCUUUGGACUCUGACCGCAGAUCUAUAGUCGCAUUCGCCCACUUCUUAUACCAUUCAUUUAAGAUUAGCCACAUAGAGAAUAAAUACUUUCUGAUAGAGCUGUGCCGUUCCAUGCCGAUCAUUAACAUCUAUGGGAAGGUGGUGAAGACAAAAAACAUUGUUCUUGUUCCUGCUAAGGGCAGCAAAUGGGUCAGGUUAAUGGGCACCAACCCAUGGAAGGAUGAGAAAUACACAGUAUUGGCAGCAGACUACAUGUCUUCGGCUAAUUUUGCCAGGAACACCACACCUGAUGGCCAGCUCUUGAAAUUCUUGACAGAGCACCUGCCGGUCUUAGAUGUACCAUCUGUAGACCCUCCAGAUGCAAGCUUCCCUACAGUCUCAUCGCCAUUAACCGUUGAUAAUGCAUUAUUGCUCUUGGAGUGGCUACAGAAUCUCAAGUCUCGUGGAGUAAAACUGCCAGCCAAGUUUGUGGAUUGUAUCAGUAAGGGAAAUUGGCUGAUGACAUCUGCUGACUACAGAUCACCUAGCGAAUCGUUUAUGUCCAGUGCAGAGUGGACAGGUCUUCUGCAAAUUGGAUCUUCGUUUGUUGACAUACCAAUCAUUGAUCAGCAAUUCUACCAAAACAAGCUGCGUCUGUAUAAUGAGGAACUCAAAGCAAUUGGGGUGAGAUUUGAAUUUAAUGAGGCAUCCGUGUACAUUGGUAGUCACCUGAUGUCCAUUGCUGAAAGCAAUAUGCUAACCAGAGAUAAUGUGUAUUCACUGCUUCAGCUGAUUCGGUUUCUGCAAGAGAGCAAUCUGCCUACAGGUGCUCUCGUUGACAGUGUGAGUAGCGGAGAAUGGAUGAAGAGUACUCUUGGCUAUAGAUCUCCAGCUAAUUGCAUUAUCUACGACUCAGACUGGGCAGUGGCAUCAUGUAUCAGUAUCCUACCAUUUCUUGAUGUACAGUUCUAUGGAGAAAACAUCCUUGACUAUCAACCAGAGCUUGAGUUGCUUGGUGUUCUUGUUGGAUUUGAAGAUGACUAUAUAGUUGUGAUUGAUAACUUUGAGUUCAGUUCCAAUGCUAUUUCUUCAGAGGCAACUGUACUAAUCCUGAAAUGUCUCCGUUAUGUGAGCCCAUGUGAUGAUUUCAUAACUAAACUCAAGGAUAUAAAAUGGAUAAAGACUAAUGUAGGAUUUUGUGUUCCAAGUAAAUCAUUUCUCAUUGAGCCUGAAUGGGAGUGCCUUCUGAAGGUCUUUGAUGAAGUACCCUUAAUUGAUCUGGGGUUCUAUGGGGGUGUCAUCAGUCUAUACAAAGAAGAGCUGAAGAAGACUGGGUUGAUUGCAGGACACAUGGAGGCUUCAAAUGCUCUAGCUGAUCUUUUCAAGCAGAUGGUGUCAAAAUCAUCGCUCACCAAAGCAAAUGUCCUUGCAUUGCUUGCAUCCUAUCGACAAUUGAAGUCACAUGAGCCAUCUCCCAUGAAGCUUUUCAACUGCUUGCGUGACGAGAAGUGGCUGCACACAUCACAUGGAUUCAGGAGCCCAUCAGAUGCUAUUCUCUUUGAUGAGUCAUGGUGGUUGUUAUCUCCCAUUGCAAGCUUACCCUUCAUAGAUGAUGGGGACUCCUGCUAUGGCUUACCCAUCCACUACCGUUAUUUUGCUAUCAAUGAUGGGUAUUUUCGUCAUUUGGCUAACUCCUUAAUUCUUUCUUGGGAAGCUAGGACUUGA
Oryza brachyantha (malo sina) is the source of this 5412-nucleotide messenger RNA. RefSeq lists its product as uncharacterized. Bases 1 to 5412 code for a protein of 1803 amino acids. Gene Ontology annotation, molecular function: zinc ion binding; nucleic acid binding. Lineage: Eukaryota; Viridiplantae; Streptophyta; Magnoliopsida; Poales; Poaceae. The transcript is spliced from 7 exons. The record is from RefSeq and is a predicted model, not a curated record.